Messenger RNA from Copidosoma floridanum, 924 nucleotides. Its product is annotated as granzyme B-like. Gene Ontology annotation, biological process: proteolysis. The record is from RefSeq and is a predicted model, not a curated record. Lineage: Eukaryota; Metazoa; Arthropoda; Insecta; Hymenoptera; Encyrtidae. Gene Ontology annotation, molecular function: serine-type endopeptidase activity.
AUGGAGAGGCCAUUAGGGGAUGUAUCGGACGAUCAAAUGGUCUCAAUGCUGGUUGCAAAGGCAGAUCUACACUUGGGUGACAGGGACGAAUUUUCAUACUACGUCACUAUCGAAAAAUCAUGCCAAAAUCAUUACGAAUAUUCAUGCGGUGGUGUACUUAUUGAAGAAAAUUUUGUGUUGUCACGGGCCCACUGCGUCAGUUUUGAUUUGGCUAUGUUGACAGUUAUUGCCGGUGGAAUUGAAUCCAAUGAUGAGAACACACAAAAAAGUAAUGUUACUAAAAUUUUUUUCCAUAGUGACUACGAUAACAGAACUCAGCAGAAUGACAUAGUUGUUUUACAAUUGGAGGUAAAAAUCGAUGUCAACCGAUUCGUAAGUGUCAUCAAUCUGCCAGAUGAAAACGCACUUAUUGACAGUGACAAAAUUACUAAGCUGGUCGGUCGUCGAUAUUUUGAUGAAACUAACCGCAUUGGAAUAGGUUUUCUGGAAGUCAAAUUUGCGAGAGGGCGUUGUACUACUUCAAAACUGAAGAAAAAUUUGUGCAUUACAAGUACAGGAAACGAGGAUCUUCUCAUGUAUGCAACUGAUAUUUUAAUACAAAACGAUGGCAACGACACUUUUUUGAUUGGAUUUGCAUCUGUAGAGAAUGAUAUUUUUACUCGGAUUUCAUUGUACGUCAAGUGGAUUCGAGAUGAAAUUUUAAAAGCCAAAAAACAAUACAAUUAUGAGCAACAGUAUAAAGGUGAUGUAGUCACAGAAGUUGGAAGUCAAUGUAAUGGCACACAAAAUGUGAGCAGUACAGCCUCAAAAAAUGGGAAAUUUUCUGAAACUACCCACUAUAAUGUUAGUACAGUCACAGAAGGCAGAGAUUCUAUAUCAUGUGACAGAACAGAGGACAAGUCGUUCCUUCAGCUUGAGGUGUGA